Messenger RNA from Cylicocyclus nassatus, 1991 nucleotides. The record is from the annotation of a GenBank genome assembly. Lineage: Eukaryota; Metazoa; Nematoda; Chromadorea; Rhabditida; Strongylidae.
AUGAAGUGCACUUAUGCUUAUGUCCAGGAAUGCGACCCUGCUCUACAUACUAGUGAAAAGAGUGAGUCAUCCGUGCUUUGUCGCCGCUCCCACAAGAUGAAUGGUGGUGAAGAGUACACCCGACGUCGUGUCUUCGCUUCAUUACCUCAAACUAAACGGGGCUUUCCCACACUCAUCACAUCAAGCCCCAAUGGUCAGAAAAUCAUCUACUGUAGUGGAAACUCGGUUUUCAUCGUUGACGUCGAGAAUAAUACGGAUGUGGACAUCUACACAGAACAUUCUCUGAAUACAACCGUUGCCAAAAUGAGCCCAUCUGGAUUCUAUAUUGCAUCUGGUGACACUGGAGGAAAUGUUAGAAUCUGGGAUACAACGCAAACUACCCACAUCCUCAAAGCAACUUAUCAGGUGUUUUCUGGUAGUGUGAGAGACAUUGCCUGGAGCGAUGAUAGUAAGCGACUCGCUGCUGUAGGAGAGGGGCGGGAAAGGUUCGGCCAUGUCUUCUUGUUCGACACAGGAACUUCCAAUGGUAAUUUGUCUGGACAAUCCCGGCCUAUGAGUAGCAUAGACUUUCGUCCAGCGAGACCAUAUCGGCUUAUCAGCGGCUCUGAAGACAAUACUGUGGCAAUCUUUGAAGGUCCUCCUUUCAAGUUCAAGACGACCUUCCAUGAGCAUUCUCGGUUUGUUCACGUAACGAAAUACAGCCCCGAUGGUUCUCUCUUCGCUAGUGCCAGUGCCGAUGGAAAGGUAGUGCUUUUCGAGGGAGUUGAAGGUGCGAAAGUUGCCGAGCUGUUGGAUCCAUCCCUCAAGACAGAGGCGGCUCAUUCUGGAAGCGUAUUUGGAUUAGCAUGGUCGCCUUGUGGAAAGAAGAUUGCCACCGCCUCUGCUGACAAAACGGUGAAGAUCUGGAAUGUAGCAGAGAAAGCCCUGGAAAGCACCAUUAAUUUUGGUGAUUCGGUUGAUGAUCAGCAAGUGGGCAUCAGUUGGAGUCCCAAAGCACUUGUUUCCGUGUCGCUCGCUGGAUUCGUAAACUUUAUCGACCCAGCUGGGAAAAUCGCUAAGGUGAAUCAUGGUCACAACAAAGGCAUCACCGCUCUUGCUCUUAGCGAAGACAAGCAGUGGCUAUUCACUUCCGAUUUUGAGGGACAUAUCACGAAGUGGAAUGUCAGUAAUGGCGAGUCGAAAAGAAUUUCUCCACCGCUUCACAAGUCGCAAGUUGUCGGGCUGUCUUUUGUUAAAGAUCAGCUGAUCAGUAGUGCAUGGGACGAUACCGUCCGAUUCACCCAUGACAUUCUUAACUCAGACACACCACGUUCAUCGUCUGUGAAACUGCCUUCACAACCUCUCGAUGUCGUGUCUUCUCAGGAAGGUGGCCUUACUGUUGUUGCUUGUGCUAAGAACAUCAUUGUCUUCAAGGGUGAAACAUUGUCAACCGAUCUCAGCGUAUCUUUCAAUCCCUCAUGUAUUGCACUUUCGAACAAUUUGAUUGCAGUCGGUGGUCAGGAUUCGAAAGUACAUAUCUUCUCCCUCUCUGGCACCAAAUUAAAUGAAGAAAAAACACUGCCCCAUUCAACGCCUAUCACAGCCGUUGCAUUCUCGCCAAAUGGUGAAUACUUGGUCGCCACCGACAGUGGAAGAAAGGUUGUACCAUACUCGGUAAAAGAUGGUUUCACAACCAUCGCUGAAAAGGAAUGGACUUUCCACACUGCGAAGGUCAACUGCGUUGCAUGGAGUACAGACAAUCGCCAUUUGGCAACGGGUGGUUUGGACACCAAUGUCAUCGUAUGGGAUCUGCAGCACAGCGGCGAACACCCAAUAAUUAUCCGAGGAGCUCAUGCAAUGUCGCCUGUCAAUGGUCUCGUGUUUUUGAACAAUAGUGAAUUAUUGAGCGUAGGCCAAGACGCGAACAUCAAGCACUGGAAGAUAAAUCUGGUAUAAUCCUGCCAAUUUUUAAAUUAUAAUUCAUAAUGUAAUAAAUUUUCUGUCUGUUCUGA